Molecule: messenger RNA, 1002 nt
Organism: Racocetra fulgida
Lineage: Eukaryota; Fungi; Glomeromycota; Glomeromycetes; Diversisporales; Gigasporaceae
Source: the annotation of a GenBank genome assembly
AUGACUGAACAAAGCCCAACGAAGUCCAGCAUAAAAACUGCAAAAAAUCCUAAAGAUACCAUGAUGGCCGUCGAGUGGCAUGGAACAGCUGAUGUUCGCGUUAAUAUGAAACGACCAAGACCUGUGAUUACUAAACCGACUGAUGCCAUCGUUCGCAUUACCGCAACGACAAUCUGCGGAUCUGAUCUUCACUUGUAUCAUAAAGCAAUUCCUCGCGUGGCGAAAGGUGACAUUAUGGGUGCCGGUCCAGUGGGAAUAAUGUGUGCAGCAUGGGCAAAAUAUCUUGGAGCUUCUCGCGUAAUUGUAAUUGAUUCUGUUCCAAGCCGCCUACAAGUUGCUCUUAAAAUCGAAGGAAUUGAAAUAAUUAAUUGUAAAGAAGAUAAAGACGUCGUUGGAAAGAUUAAAACUUCCGUACCUGGAGGUUUGGAUAUUGCUAUUGAUGCUGUGGGAAAUAAUUAUGUUACAAAAUCUCUUAUCGGCAAGCUUGAGAAGGCUUUUUUUGCUGAGACUGAAAGUUGUGAUGCACUUGAUGAAGCUAUUUUGUGCACGAAGAGAGCUUACAAAAAAUUGGAUAAAAAAGAAGAGGGAAUAAUCAAAAUCUUUCUAAUUGUCGAUGAAAAGGAAUUUCCUCAUCUCAGUACCAGUUUUGCGAGUGGAAGUAGAACUAGUACAGUAGCCGAAACUGCGAGUAAAAGUAAACCCGAUGAAGUUGUUGAAACUGUGAGUGAAAGUAGUCCCCGUGAAAUUUCUGAAUCUGUGAGUGAUGCGAAGAUCGUUAUGACCGUUCCUAACUUAUCUACUGAACCCAUUGAUCGUGUAUCAAGUGAACCUAUUCGUCGUUCAUCUUUUGAAAGCAAUGGCUUAGUUCAAGAUGCUAGUUCUGCGAAAUCUCACAGCGAUACUGGGUGUAAAAAGGAAGAAAUUCAUAAAACGUCACAAAGUACUAAAAGCGACAUUAAUUAUGAUGAGUUUCAUGAAAACGGAUCGCAUAAAAAAGACGAA